Molecule: messenger RNA, 1224 nt
Organism: Podospora pseudocomata
Lineage: Eukaryota; Fungi; Ascomycota; Sordariomycetes; Sordariales; Podosporaceae
Exons: 3
Coding region: 1-1149 (382 amino acids)
Source: RefSeq, a predicted model, not a curated record
AUGGCCGACGUAGUCCUCACUACGCAAGAGGACGGCACCAAACCGGACCAGUUCGCCACCCCAGUCGAGCUCACUCCCGCCGAGCUCGCCGCCCUUCCUCACGACGAUGCCGGUCCAAAACUCGUGGCCUGCGUCUGGACCCUUACUUGUGUCGCUGGCGCCUUUUUGGCUCUGAGACUCUACUGCCGGAUGCUCAAGAGGCAGAGUUUGUGGUGGGAUGAUUACUUUCUCAUUGGAGCUAUCUUGUGCAUCACCGCCGAAUCUUCCUUGAUGACCUACAUGACCACAAUGGGAUACGGCAAACACAUUUGGGAUUUCCCCAUGGAGAACAUGAUUCACCUUUUGCUUCCCAUGAACAUUUCGGGCACCCUCUCCGUCACGGCUGCCGUGUGGUCCAAGACAUCCUUCGGCAUCACCUUGCUUCACCUCACCGACGGCUGGAUCAAAAAGGUCACCUGGUUCUGCAUCAUCAGCAUGAACAUCGCCAUGGGCCUGUCCGCCUUGUUUCCCUGGGUCUCUUGCACGCCUAUCCAAAAAGUCUGGGACAUGUUCGUCGAGGGCACGUGCUGGGCGCCGCACAUCUUGGUUCGCUACAACAUCUUUUCGGGUUCGUAUUCGGCCUUUAUGGACUUGACACUUGCCAUGCUCCCGUGGAAGUUCCUCUGGGGCCUCCAGAUGAGAAACAGCGAGAAGAUCGGUGUGGGUAUCGCCAUGAGCAUGGGUAUUUUUGCUGGCAUCACGGCCAUCAUCAAGACCAGCAUGGUCAAUGUCAUGUUGUCUGAGGAUUUUGCCGACGCCAUUGACCUUUGGAUUUGGGGCAACGCCGAGGUUUCCGCUUCGAUCAUCGCCGCCUCUAUCCCCAUGCUUCGUGUUCUCGUUCGUGACGCAAAAACCUCGAGACAAUACCACAGCGGCUACGUCAAGGAAACCGGUGCCAGUGGCAACCGCAGCAGAAUGAUCACCAUCUCCAGCCGGCCCGCCCCCACCAGCAGCGAUCUCGAGCUUCACCGACUGGGUGACGACGACCAGAGCGACCGAGGAAUCCUGGUGCAGAACGGGGAGAAGGUGAACCCAGGCAAGAACGGCAUUGCCCAGGUCACUGAAUUCACUGUUCAGUAUGAGGAUGAAAAGGCGGCCCAGAAGGUUUAGGGGUCCGGCCCUGUUGUCAUGUUCCUGGAAUGAAGUGACGGCCGGUUGAAAGGAGGUUCUGGAGAAAAGGUGCUG